Messenger RNA from Chroicocephalus ridibundus (black-headed gull), 402 nucleotides. Its product is annotated as sericin-1-like. The transcript has a single exon. Lineage: Eukaryota; Metazoa; Chordata; Aves; Charadriiformes; Laridae. Bases 1 to 402 code for a protein of 133 amino acids. The record is from RefSeq and is a predicted model, not a curated record.
AUGUGCUCCCGCCAGGACAAAGACCAGUGCCACCGUCAAGAAGUGCCACCGACAAGUGCCUCCUCAUGCCACAGCAGUGAAGGGUGCCACGGGAGCAGUGGUGGAUCUGGUUGCCACAGGAGUGGAUCUGGUUGCCACAGGAACAGUGGUGGAUCUGAUUGCCACGGGAGCAGCGGUGCAUCCGGAUGCCACGGGAGCAGCGGUGGAUCUGGUUGCCACGGGAGCAGAGGAUCCAGUUGCCACAGGAGCAGCGGUGGAUCUGGUUGCCACGGGAGCAGAGGAUCCAGCUGCCACAGGAGCAGCGGUGGAUCUGGAUGCCAUGGGAGCAGUGGGGGAUCCUGCCAUGGAAAUCCACAGGAUUGCCAGCAGCAAAUUUAUCAAGUAUCCUCAAAGAUGAAGUGA